This is a messenger RNA of Astrephomene gubernaculifera, 1310 nucleotides long. NCBI's taxonomy places the organism in Eukaryota, Viridiplantae, Chlorophyta, Chlorophyceae, Chlamydomonadales, Astrephomenaceae. The record is from the annotation of a GenBank genome assembly.
GCAUUAUCGCGUAAUGCUACAACAUCCGACUGUCUACAGUAAUGAGCUCCUGUUAUUUGAACUCAAGUGGCGUUUAAGCUUAAGCUCAACGUUGGCUUGAGACUCUACCUCAGCAGCUGUCCACUCCAUUUAGCUCCAAGUGGGCGAUGCAACUGUGAAAUCUAUACGAAUUAAACGAGCGGAUUGAGGUAAUUAACAAUAGAAGCCGCAGUUUAUGGACGUAGGUAGCUGACCCCGCGGGCCUGCCCUUACCGGAGUACUGUGAAAGAUGUUCGUCUUUGAUUCGAGGAUGGCCAUUGUGCGUCCGAACCUGCUUCUGGGAGCGGCCGCACAUGAGAACGAUUACGCACUUCUGCGCGAAGCAGGCGUAACGCACAUUUUGCAGGUCGGUUCGGAGCUCCGACCCAGCUUUCACGGACGCUUUCAGUAUUUGCGCAUUCCCCUAGAGGACGCGGAGCAGCAGGACAUCAUCAGCGUGCUGCCGCGCUGCUUUGCCUUCAUUCAAGAAGCGCACCGCCAGGCUGCAGGCAACCCAGACGGCGACGACUCCGCCGUCCCCCAGCCCCAGCCCCCGCCUCCCUCCCUCCCCCAGCCCGUGGUGCUCGUCCACUGCCAGGCUGGCAUGUCCCGCUCCGCCUCCGUGGUGCUGGCCUACCUCAUGUGGGCGGAGCGGCUGCCGUACGGCACCGCCCUGCAGCAGGUGAAGGGCGUGCGGCCCUGCGUCUACCCCAACAUGGGCUUCCUGCUGCAGCUGUGGGAGUGGGAGGCGGGCGGCUGCCAGCUGGGCUGCUGGCCCGGGUGGAACAAGGGCAGGUUCGCGGAGCGGCUGGCGCAGUACCGGCGGGCUCAGGCGCAUGCGGGGCUGCACCCCGCGGUGCGGGUGCCGCUGCCGCUGCUGCCCCUGGAGCAGCUGGAGCCAGCGGGAGCCGCCGCCACUGCCGCCCCUGCAGUCCCAGUCGCCCACCCCAUCCGCACGCCAGCCGCCCCCGCCGCCGUCACCACACCAGCCGCACCGGGCACCCCCAUGGCGCCCACGCCCGCACCCGCUGGUGGUAUGGGUAGCAACACCAGCACCAGCAACACUAGCACCAGCAGCGCUAGCAGCAUCUGUGGCGGUGUUGGCGUGAGGGGCAGGCUGAGGCGUAACGGUGUGAGUCUGGGAGGGGUGGUAGCGGUGGGGCCGGGAGUGAUGGUGGGUCCGGGAGUCAGUGCGGCUGCCACCAUCAUCAGCACGACAACAGCAGCAGCAGGCAGAGCCGCCGUCAGCUGUGCUGCAGCAACGGCUAGUGGUGCGGUGGGGAGGCAGGGAG